Molecule: messenger RNA, 3872 nt
Organism: Morone saxatilis (striped sea-bass)
Lineage: Eukaryota; Metazoa; Chordata; Actinopteri; Moronidae
Gene: angel2
Product: angel homolog 2 (Drosophila)
Biological process (GO): 3'-UTR-mediated mRNA stabilization
Molecular function (GO): 3'-5'-RNA exonuclease activity; mRNA 3'-UTR binding
Source: RefSeq, a predicted model, not a curated record
CAUAGGUCGGUGCCUCAGAAGCUGCUGUUUGUUUUGAUUCAGUUCAACUAAAAAAACAAACAUAAUGUUUCACUGCUGAUUUAAUUCUUAUGCGUCCACAUCGAGAAAUAAACGAUGUGUCUUUCACCCUCGGAGAGAACCACCCCAUGUUCCUCCGCCAGCUGAGCUCCUUCGGCUCCUCCUUCCUUCCUCGCCGCCGUCCCGCUCUCUGCAGGGCCGGCUUCAGGAGCAGCAGUGCCUCCUCCUCCUCCUCCAACCUCCCCCAUUUCAUCCCCGCUCCUCAUCCAUGUUGGUCAGUGCGGGGCUUUCCCCCCUGGCCUCCUCGACUCCCCCACUCCCACCCAGCGGCGCACCAGAUCCUUUCUUCUAGGACCUCACGCCCUCAGAGCUUCAACCCGGCUAACUUCGGCGGUAGGCGUUCGUUCUUCACCUCUGCCGGCCUCAUGAUGGAGCGGCCCACCAGAGACAGAGAGCCUCCUCACAAACGGAGGAAGAGUGCAGAGGAGAGCAGGAGCGUCGGAGAAAGGGAAGGACACAGAGGUGGAGCAGCAGGAGGCAGGGACGGAGGCUCCGAGAGGGAGCACCGUCGCCUGGAUUCCCGCGCAGACAGCCGGCCUCGAUCCAACCACCGCUUCAAAGAUGGGAGUCGAGACCGAGGGAACAACGCAGCCGGAGCGGGCGUCAGCAGGGAAAACAGCAGAGGUAAAUAUGUAGAAAGGACUAGAACUGGGGACAAACAGGGACGGCGAACAGACAGCGCCGCUCGAGAUGAAUCCCAAAGUCGAGGGCGUAAAGAUUCACAACCUGCUAGGACUCAACCCGUGCACAAACCCAACCCCUGGUUCAAAGAGAGGAGCGCAGAGGGAACAGCGGGGCACUCGAGGGACAGGAGCAGUGAUGGAGGGGAGUGGCCGAGUCUUCCCUCCCACCACGACAGCACCUCUGUCCCCUCAAACCCGUGGCAGGUAGUCGGAGCCAGCAGGGAGCCUCCUCCACCUGGAACCUCCCCGCCUGUCAGGCAACGCAAAGACGUUAAACCAGCCAAAUCUCUUCAUAGACACUGGGAGACUCCGGCCUGCAGUACUGGCGUCCAACCACCAGGGGGCAGCGCAGCGUUUGAUUUCUCAGUGAUGUCCUACAACAUCCUGUCCCAGGAGCUGCUCCAGGACAACGCCUACCUGUACCGACACUGUAACCCCGCCGUGCUGCACUGGAACCACCGGCUGCCCAACCUGCUGGCUGAGAUCCAGCAGUACAACGCUGAUAUCCUGUGUCUUCAAGAAGUCCAGGAGGACCACUAUGAAAACCAGAUCAAACCUGCUCUACAGGCUCUAGGUUACCAGUGUGAGUACAAGAAGCGAACAGGAAGCAAACCAGACGGUUGCGCCGUAAUCUUUAAAUCCUCCCGCCUGUCGCUCCUCUCCUCCAAUCCCGUUGAGUAUUUCCGGCCCGGCGACGCCCUCCUUGACCGGGACAACGUGGGAUUGGUUGUGCUGCUGCAACUUAACGACGCCACGGGCCAGUCGGAUCCCUCCGCCUUCAUCUGCGUCGCCAACACUCACCUCCUCUACAACCCUCGCCGCGGCGACAUCAAACUGGCACAGCUGGCGAUCCUAUUGGCCGAGAUCAGCCGGCUGUCCCGCCUCCCGGAUGGGUCAACCAAUCCGGUUGUGCUGUGUGGGGAUUUUAACUCCACCCCCCGGAGUCCGCUGUACAGCUUUCUGACCACAGGCAGCCUGGACUACAGAGGACUGCAGAUCGGCACGCAGUAGAAGGAGCGAUCUCUAAUCUCACCGUAGAAGAUCUUGCCAACAAAGCUGCCGUUGCUUUUAACAGAUCGAGGAUCGAGCACAGUCUGAAGCUGCAGUCAUCCUACCAGCACCACCUGAUGCCUGAUGGGAGACCUGAGAUCACGACAUAUCACUCCCGCACAUCCAUGACUGUGGAUUACAUCCUGUACACUCCCGAAUCCAUCACACCUCCGUCACUUCCUGGUGGGCGUGGCCUCCACCUUCUGGGCAGGCUGUCAUUGGUUGGCCAGUCGGAGCUGGAGGAAGUCAGCGGCCUGCCCAAUCACUAUCACUCGUCCGAUCACCUCCCUCUUCUUGCUCGCUUCCGCUUCCGGCGCUGACCUGGGGUCGUUGGACGGCCAAUCAGAACAGGUCUCAGCCUCAACGCUAACAGUGCAGCUCAGGGAAGACAGGAGGGUUUAACCACCACGCACAAUAAUCAAAACUACGUUCGAGUCGGCACACGUGUGCUGCCUAAAGAAAAGGGAUUAAAUUCAGUUUUCCAGCAAACAGCUGUGAAGCACAGUUACAGAUGUUUAGGUGUGUCAGUUAUUUCUCUGCAGGGAACAAACUCUCUUCUCUAAAACUCUGCUGGCUGAUGAAAUGGUGACGUCCAAGAAGAACCUUCACUUAAAUACACUUAAAUCAGCAAGUUUGUAGGCAUAAGGUGGUGUGAGUAAAAUCUUCCCCACAGUGUUGCUAAAGUGCAAAAUAUGAAUAAAAACUACAAAUACUUGAAUGCAGCAUGUCCAAAAGUUCACUGAAGGCUGAAAUGUUUCUGGUUUGGACGUUUUGCAUUUAAGCAUUUGAGUUUGUGUUUUAUUUACAUUUUUAGAAGAAUUUUUAAGAUUUAAAGAAAUCUGUCAGACUGAGUGUUCAGAUCAUCUUCAGGGCAGAAGAAUGAUGUUGCACAUGCCCAGUUCCUGUUUGUUAUCAAGUUGAUGUUAGAAACCAAAAGAACAGUCGAAUGAUUUUGUCCUUUAUGUCGUUAUUGUUAUCGUUGACUAAUAAUGAAUCAUUGUCGGGGUAUUGAACAACCAUAAGGAUUGUUUUAGACCGGUUCAUGCGGCUCUCUGUAGCAACUAAAAAUGUUGAGGAAAACAAACAUCGCCUGUAUGUAGAAACAUGGAUUAUUCUUCACGACCAAAGCUAACAUUUCAUUUGAUUCUUAAUCGUUCCCCUGUUGUAGAAAAUGUUUACUUGCUUUCUUUUUUGCAGAAAAACCACUUGUAUUUAAAACUGCUUUGUUUCAAGAAUUUAUGAGGGGACAGAUUUUUACUCUGUUUUUUAAAGUGUGAACAUUAUCACUUGAAGUUAAAGUGCUGCUGAAGAGUAAAACUACUUGAUCAUUGUGUUUCUCAUGAUAGAUGGCAGAGCUACUAACACAACAUGGUGCAACAUCAGAAUAAUCCUGGAUUUCCACAUUGAACAUGUUUUUUGUACGGUGCAUUAUACGAAAGGGGAAGAUAAAUAAAUCAGCAUUGUAUAAAGAGUACCAGUAGGUGGCCAUGGCAGUGUUUGAUUAUGCAAAAUGCAGAAUGUUUAUCAUAGCAGUGAUAGUUUAGACUAGACAAAAUGCAUGAAAGGACAGUUAAAGAAAAGUAAUUGAUGAUUAAAUUCCCCUUUAAACAGUUUGAGUGAUGGAAUUUAUACAUAUAUCAUUGCUUUGUAAUGUUUUAUAUUAUCCACUGUGACAAAAAAAAGAAAAGUAAAUCCACAUGAAAUGAAACACUGUACAGGAGGAGAUUAUAUCUCUUCAUGUUUGAUUUGUUUAUCAUUAAAAAUAUUAAUUUAUAAGUGCUUCACAUUUAAAAUAAUAUUUAGAAAGGUGGAUAUGCUUUAGAUUUCAUCUGCAGAUCCAGUCUGUAAAAGCUUUUAUUUUCUCAACCUAGAAGUGUAAACGGUAUGAAUUUAGUGCGAUCGGUGAAAAGAAAAGGAAAAUGGUGGGAUCGAACUUUUCAAAUGCACUAAUGGAUAUUGUGCUAUAAUUUCAGACUUACAUACAUAAUCAAUGAGGAGUGGAUAUAUUUUUUUAACAUUCUUGUUUAUAUUGAUUGUAAAUAAAGGACUUUGGUGUUUUUA